This is a messenger RNA of Capronia epimyces CBS 606.96, 393 nucleotides long. RefSeq lists its product as uncharacterized. Bases 1 to 393 code for a protein of 130 amino acids. NCBI's taxonomy places the organism in Eukaryota, Fungi, Ascomycota, Eurotiomycetes, Chaetothyriales, Herpotrichiellaceae. The record is from RefSeq and is a predicted model, not a curated record. The transcript has a single exon.
AUGGCGGCGCUGGCGCUGCUGUACACGGCGACGCUGGUCUUCACGUUCGACCUGUACCCGCGGUGUUUCGCCCUGAUCAACAUGUUCUUCAGCCUGGCCUUCUUCUCGUGCUUCGGCGCGCUCGAGAACUUCGACGCCGCCGACAACUGGCGCGGCUGGCGCAGCGAGUAUGGCGAGCCGUACCGGCCCUGCUGGAGAGCCGCGUCGGCCUUCACCUUCCUCAGCGGCUUCUUCUGGCUCGGCAGCGUGCUUCUGGCCUGCUGGACCCCGGUCAACAAGGAGCAUCAGCAUGACCCUCAUGACAAUAACAAUCACAACAACUUCUUGCAUUUCCACCAUCGGAAGCCCAGUGCCGCCUCGGGCUCCAGCACCGCCGCCAGCGAACAAGUCUAA